Molecule: messenger RNA, 1093 nt
Organism: Boleophthalmus pectinirostris (great blue-spotted mudskipper)
Lineage: Eukaryota; Metazoa; Chordata; Actinopteri; Gobiiformes; Gobiidae
Gene: tfpt
Product: TCF3 (E2A) fusion partner
Exons: 7
Coding region: 232-828 (198 amino acids)
Biological process (GO): apoptotic signaling pathway; apoptotic process; positive regulation of apoptotic process
Cellular component (GO): Ino80 complex
Molecular function (GO): DNA binding
Source: RefSeq, a predicted model, not a curated record
UUUCCUGCGACACUGCAAGGCUAAAAACAACAGUUGUAUUUUUGCAGUCUCUUAUGGUUAUUUCUUGUUUUUUUUUCUUUCCGUAGGUUAGAAAAUAGUGCAGUAAUUAGUCUGAGUGUUUUACGGAUUUAAGUGGAGCUAUAAAACCGGAGAACCAACAGAAACAAGCUGCUUGACGUUAUAACAAAAAAUCUGUGCCCAUGGUGAUGUGAGGCGUCUCAUCCCUGGACCAUGGAGGAUUUCUCGGGCUUGGCUUUGCCUCCUCUGUUUGGGGGACAUAUCCUGGAGGCAGAGUUGGAGCCAGGAGAGGUUGAGCUGGGACCUGGAGAGGUUGAACUGGGCUCAGGGGACAAAGAGCUGCUGGAGAGUGCUGCACAAGAAGAUGAACAAAGGAGAGCUCUAGAUAAAAGGAAGUACCUCGCCCUGAGCCGGCGAUGUAAAGAAAUAGAACAGGUAAAUCAGAAAAUACUUGGGCGCCUUCAUCAAGUCCAAAGAAUAACGCGUCGACUGAAGAAGGAAAGACGUUUCCUCAUGAAGACUCUUGAUGCUCAUGGAGACGACUACAGAAAGGCUCAGCUCACCAUUCUGCUCGAGGAUGACUCUGGUCUAAAUCUGGACUCUAAUGCUCCUGCUCUGGACGAGGACAAGCUGAACGGGGGCUUGGUGCAAAACAGCACUGGGCAAAAGAAGAGGAGACACCGCAUCCCAAAGCAAGAAAAGGAUAAAGAACAACAGGCUGAAGCAGACGUGUCGGCGUUGGCUGAGACCCAGUUUGGAGAUGCUCCCAGCCCUCCCUCUUUGUCACUCUGCUCCUACAACACUGACUGAGACAAAACUCAAAAUAAUUAGAAAAUAGUAUUUUUUGUUUAGUUUCUAUCUGUUGUUUGUAUUCACUAGUGUAUUAGAAUGAUUAUACAGACUGACUUAAUUUGUGUGUAAAGAGUGUUUUUUUUUUUAACUGUACUAAAUCAUUAUGUUACAUUUUUAUACCAUAAUUGUUAACCAUUAUGACUCUGUAUGUACAUUUUUGUAAAGAAAGUUUUUUCUCAUAUGAUUCUCAAAUAUAAAUAGAAUUUUAUUUUUGUCAAAUGAA